AUUGUUGUCGUGCUGUGGCCAUUUUACACUGUAUUCCGUGAAAAAUAAAACAUAACGUUACUUCUCACCUGGGCUUCGACGUGACAUUAAAAUAACUCUUGUUGGUUACGUGCGGCGCUGGGUCUCCGAUGCUGUAACCAAAUAGAAAGGAUCAGAUCGGGAGCGGUCAGUGAAUCAGCAUGGACUUUGAGCGGAGGGGUGGCAGAGGGGACCGCACAGGUCGCUAUGGCAACACCCACAACGAUCAUAACUUCUGCGACAUGGACUACCGAGCCUAUGGCCAGGAGGACGAGGACGCAGGCGUGGGAUAUGAUGGCGGAGCGGAGGGGGACAUGUACGGCCACGAAGAUCAAUCACUGGGUAUCCCCGACCUCUUGCCAGGUCGUCUACAGGACCGUUUGGGGUUUCACCAGGGAGGAAAUGGCCGUGGGGGGAAGGGGCUCCUGUGGCCCCCAUGCGCUCAGUCGCAGCCGGAUUUGGCCCCUCCAUUGCUUCGGAGAGAGGAGGAGGGAUCCAGACGGGAGUUUGAGCAGUUGUUGACUGGUCGGCAGGAAAGGGGUCGGGGUAAAGGUGGUAGAGGCUUUCCUGAGAACAGCACACCUCAUUCAGCGGGCAGGGAGGGCAACUGGGGUUGUGGCGGUGCUCAUUCUGAACCGAUGGAAUACAAUGCUGAAAGGCCGAGAGAGGAGGACCGGUUCUCCCGUGCAGCCGUGAAGAGGAGGGCCUUUCCAGUGGGGGCCGAGGAGAGAAGCGCUGCCUCAGACCUGUACCUUGAGGAGUUGGACCAGGAUUACCGCGCAGACCUAGACCAUAACCAGAGGCCAAGCAAUAUCAUAAUGCUUCGAAUGUUGCCACCCAACGUCACCACCAAUGAGAUCCGAGCACAACUCCAGGAGCAGGGGAUCCAACCCAGAGAGGUUCGCCUCAUGAGAAACAAAUCCUCAGGUCAGAGCCGAGGAUUCGCCUUCGUCGAGUUUAAUGUCAUACAGGAGGCCACCCGCUGGAUGGAGACCAACCAGUCGGUGCUGUUGAUUCUGGGACAAAGAGUGUCGAUGCACUACAGUGACCCAAAACCUCGUGCCAAUGAGGACUGGCUCUGCAACAAGUGUGGUGUGCAAAACUUUAAAAGGAGAGAAAAGUGCUUCAAAUGCAGUGUGCCUAAAUCAGAGGCUGAGUUGAAGUUGCCCCAAUUGCAGAGGGAUUUGCUCAGCGGUCUUCAAAAGGAGGGAGCACAAGGCUUAUUGCCCCUGCCAGCGCCCUACCACUCCUCGGGUCCUAGUGUCAGCCCGGGACAGUCUACACAGCAGGCAGAUGUGCCCACCGACACUCUGAUCCUAAGAAACCUCGGCCCUCAUACCGCAGUGGAAACCAUCUUAUCUGCUUUGGCUCCAUUCGCCACUCUCUCCCCCUCCAAUGUUCGCCUAAUCAAGGACAAGCACACCCAUCUCAACAGGGGCUUUGCCUUUCUGCAGCUCUCUACUAUUGUGGAAGCAUCUCAGCUGCUGCAGAUCUUGCAGGCUCUCCAGCCCAGUCUCUCUAUUGAUGGGAAAGCAAUUGUGGUGGAGUUUGCCAAAGGCUCCAAACGUGACGUAUUCAUGACGGAUGGCAGCAGAGUGAGUGCUGCCAUGGUGGCCAGCACAGCAAUAGCUGCUGCACAGUGGGCUGUCACGCAGACUGCUCAGAAUGGUUCAAGCGUAAUCAAUAGUACAGAUACAACAGUGUAUCAGCAGGGGGCAGCAGUAACGUACAACCAGGACGGUAAUGAAUACUCUGGGAUCGAUGGCACAACUUUCAAGGCCCAGGCCGAGGCCAGGGUCGCUGCAUUACCCGCAGUAGGAGCAGCACAGAUGGGGGCGUACGCAGGAGGAGCAGCCCAAGCUGAGAGAGGGACGUCGGGAUCCGCAGGCGUGCAGCAGCAGCCUCAUUCUGGUACACAGGCGGCUCUCAUCGCCACACCUACUGCACCGGUUUCGCAGGUUGAGAUAGUGGGGAAACCACAACCUGCUGCUCCCGGCCAACCUGCGACCCCGGGCACCGAACACGAGCUGCACCAAUACCCUGUGCCAGACGUGUCCACAUACCAGUAUGAUGAAAGCUCCAGCUUCUAUUACGACCCUCUCACAGGGCUUUACUAUGACCCCAACUCCCAGUACUACUACAAUCCCCACACACAGCAGUACAUGUACUGGGAUGGAGAGAAGCACACUUACAUUCCUGCUGCUGCUGGCCAGUCGGACUCUGAAGGCGGCCCCUCGAACAUUGGCGCGGCCCCUUCAGACUCCCCCUUCGCUAACCUUGGCAGCAAGGACAAGAAAGACAAACCCAAGAGUAAAACUGCUCAACAGAUUGCAAAAGAUAUGGAGCGCUGGGCAAAGAGUCUAAACAGACACAAGGAGAACAUGCGUUCUGUCGCCUCCUCCCCCGCCGUCGGCUCCACACCGCCACCCCCGGGUUACACGCGGGCGCCGGCCCACGGCCGCCUAGAUGACCGCAGAGAAUCUGCUAGUGCUGACGCAGGCUACGCUGUUUUGGAGAAAAAGGGUGCACUGUCCGAGCGGCAUCAGAUUUUCAUGGAUCAGAUCCGACAAAGUGCAGAGCGAUCCCCUCCUCAGCCGGAGGGUCUGGUCCCAGCCUACAGUGGAGAAACUGACAGUGACGAAGAAGGAGGUGACAAAGAAGAGAAGGAUGGGAGAAUGACAGACUGGGUUAAACUGGCCUGUCUGCUGUGUAGGAGGCAGUUCCCCAGCAAGGAGGCCCUCAUCAGGCACCAGCAGCUCUCUGAGCUUCACAAGCAAAACUUGGAGCAGAGAAGAGUACAGCAGGAAUCUGCAGGGAAAGAGAGACCUUCUGAUGGACCUGAGCCUCCUGAUCCCAAGAGGAGGAAGUUUAGCCCCAUUGACGGGCUCACAGGCGGUAGUCUUGGUGCCAGGAUGCUGCAGGGAGGAGUAAAGAAAGGGCUUCUUUUGCGAAAUAUGCAAGUGGAAUAAGCCCUCACCCUGAAAUCUCAACUUGCUGACCGAGGACAAUGACGAAGCUUAGCACACAACACUUCACCGUCAACGUCAUAUAGAUAAACCUCUUAAUUUUGGUUUGUAAUUACACUUACCUCAACGGUGGUAAUACACUCAUGAACUGAUCCUGUAGCAGUGGAUGUCGGGAUGUUGCACAGAAUGCACUUUUUUUGCUUUCUCCCUGAAAAAUGCAGUUUUGUGUUCUCACGCGCUUCAAAGCUUGUGUGUGAUAAACAAGCGUCAUGUGGUUGGGAAACAUUGGGGAUUUUCUAAUAUUACUGUCUAUGCACCAUAGAUUUUUUUAUUUUUAUUUAAUUCUAUAUGCCUUGUCAUUCAGUGAAUGACUCAUCUGAGCAUGGACUGUACAUUUCGGAAGAGUUCUCAUGAACUGGUCAUGGUCACACAUAAACUAGUGUGUACAUAAAAAGUUUGUUUGUCAUGUUGCUGAUAGAAAUUCACAAUGUAAUACAGCAUUUUCUCCGAAGAAAGUUA
Molecule: messenger RNA, 3503 nt
Organism: Pungitius pungitius (ninespine stickleback)
Lineage: Eukaryota; Metazoa; Chordata; Actinopteri; Perciformes; Gasterosteidae
Gene: rbm10
Product: RNA binding motif protein 10
Exons: 23
Coding region: 180-2987 (935 amino acids)
Biological process (GO): mRNA splicing, via spliceosome
Cellular component (GO): nucleus
Molecular function (GO): RNA binding
Source: RefSeq, a predicted model, not a curated record